Dermatophagoides farinae (American house dust mite) is the source of this 1899-nucleotide messenger RNA. RefSeq lists its product as uncharacterized. Gene Ontology annotation, biological process: rRNA processing. Gene Ontology annotation, cellular component: nucleus; small-subunit processome; Mpp10 complex. Lineage: Eukaryota; Metazoa; Arthropoda; Arachnida; Sarcoptiformes; Pyroglyphidae. The record is from RefSeq and is a predicted model, not a curated record.
AAUUUAAAACAAUCAAAAACAUUAUAUGAUCAUGGCCAAAAAAUGAUGGCCGAUUUGAAUAUUUCAAUCAAAUCGAUCGGCAAAGAAAAACAAUCAUUGAAACCAUUGAAGAAUCUAUUGAUUGAUCAAUUCGAUGAUGAACAAAUUUGGCAACAACUUGAACUAUUCAAUCAAUCAUUUAUUGUACAUUCUGUCGAUGAUAUAUCGAAAUUAUUAUCAAAUCGAAUGCCAAUAACGUUGAAUAUUGAUAUGACCACAGACGACAACCGCACUGUUAACGUUAAUAAUGUAGUUGUUACAAAACCAAUACUGAAACAAAAUGAAAAAACAAUUUCUAUUCCAAAAGAAAAGAAAUGUGUAAAAUUUCAAUUGAUAGAACCAAUCACUACUACAAUUGAUAAAGUAAAAUCUACGGUUAAUAAAGUGGAUUUUUUCGAUCUUAAUGAAAUGGAACGAUAUCUUGAUGAACAAGAUGAAAAAGAAAUGCAAGACAACAAUCAUAAUGAGUAUGAUGAUGAUGAUGAUAUUGAACAAAUUGAUCAUCUGUAUGAAUUUCCAUCCGAUAAUGAUGAUGAGGAUGAAGAAAAUGAUGAUCAAGAGACGAUGUAUUCUGAUUUUUUCGAUCCUCCAUCCACUGCAAACAAACGACAACAAGCAAUGAAUUUUGAUGAUGAAAAUGACGAAGAAGAGAACGAAGAAGAUGGUGAUUACCAAGAUGAUGAUAUUGACUUGGAUACUCGUGAUUAUGAUAUGAAUGAAAAUGACGAUGACAAUGAUGAUGAGGAUGAUGAAAUUAAUCAACAACUGAAAGCAUUAGCAAAUAAUGAGGAUGAUGAUUCGAAUAUUGAUGGUGAUCCGGAAAAAUCGGAAUAUGAAAAAAGUCAAUUACGGCUACAGCAACGAAUCAAGAAAGCUGAACAAGAACUUUUAUUACCAAGUGAUUUACGAUGGCAAUUUGCUGGUGAAACUAAUGCCGGUGUUCGACCAUCGAAUAGUUUAUUGGAAGAACAUGUUCAAUUUGAUCAUGUAUCUCGGCCACCACCAUUAAUAACUGAUGAAACUACUGCUAAUUUAGAAACAUUAAUCAAACAACGUAUCAAAGAUAAAGUAUUCGAUGAUGUUGAACGUAAAGUGAAACCAAAAGAACAACCAUUCGAAUUUCGUCGCCGUAUUAUGUUGGAAUCGGAAAAAAGUAAAAUUGGCUUGGCCGAAGUUUAUGAACAAGAAUAUCUUAAACAACAACAGAAACAAAAAGAACAAGAAAUCGGAGCAACUGCUACAGCAUUGGAUGCAUUUGUUUCCAUAGGCGAAGUAGAAGAAAAUGAAACACGUAAAGAAAUUCGUCGCCACAUUCGUUUACUAUUUCGUAAACUUGAUUCAUUAUCGGCAUUCCAUUAUACACCACGACCACCUGCGCCUGAAGUUAAAAUCCUAACAAAUUUACCAGCCGUAACAGUGGAAGAAAUUGUACCGGAUUCUGUUAGCGAUAUGAAAUUAUUAGCACCAGAAGAAGUGUUUAGUACACGUGAUAAAAAAGUUUUACAAGACCGAGGUGAACGUACACAGACGGAUAAGAAACGUUCACGACGAUUAAAGAAAAAGAAACAAAGUGUUAAACAACGAUUUAUUCAAUCAUCAAAAAUGAAAUUAAAUGCUCAUCAUCAUCAUGCAGAUAAACGAAAAUUGGAAAUUGAAGCCAUAGAAGAUGGUAAAAGUUUAAAAUCAUCGACAAAAUUUUUCCAACGUUUACAAGAAAAAAAUGAAUUACAAAAAAUACAGAAAAAAGCCAAACCAAUAAUCAUUCAGCAAGCCAAUUUGGCUAAAAAAUUGAAAUUAUAGAUGUAGGUUUUUUUUAUUUUAUUUUUUGAGAUAUGAAAAAUAAAAUUUUGAAUUUGAAUA